CGUCGAUCAAAACAGUCAAAUCACUGGUCUGGUAGCUUCUGGAAACACAUCUUUUGCUACUUAAACCAGACGAUCCGUGCCUCUUCACCAUUUGACUCUGCAGAUACAGAGGAAGACCUACUGCAAUUAGAAGCCGAUAUCAUAAUUUGUAAGGUGCAUUCAUUCAUUUAAUUCCGAGCCCGCAGAAUUAAAUACUUCAAACUUGAAAUAUGGCACUCACCGUGAAAGCUUACCUGAAGUCAGAUGCUGACACUGAGAUAAGGCGUUUCUCCAUCGAUGAGGGUGUGACAACCAGCUUUGAGUACUUGUCGAAGAAGAUAGUUCAGGUGUUUCCAAAAUUGGAAAAUUCAGACAAUAUCAAAGUAUCUUAUAAAGAUUCUGAGGGGGAUCUGGUUACCUUCUCUAGUGAUGAGGAGUUAAUUGAAGGUCUUGGACAAUUGCAAGACGAUAUCUUUCGUGUCUACAUUCAAGAACUCAAGAAAGGACACUCAAGACCAUGUGGUGGCAGCGAGGACGAGCCCGCACACCACUAUGGGGUUAUUUGUGAUGGAUGCGAAGGCCAAGUGCACGGCCCACGCUUCAAGUGUCUGACCUGCCCUGAUUAUGACCUCUGCAAGAGAUGCAAGAAGUCUGGAGUUCACCCUGAGCACGAGUUCCAGAAAAUCCCAAGACCACAUGGCAGACCACCUUUCUCUGGGCCUGGACAAUGGCAGCCCGGAAUGCCAAGAUUCCCAUUUGGCGGCCCCUUUGGCUGCUACCCUGGAAUGAGACGCUUCCACAGGCAGAUGCAACGUCAGCAACAGCAGCAGCAGCAGCAGCAGCCGGCUGGCGAGGAUGCUAAGCCGAAAGAGAAUGCCGAAGAGAUGAAUCAAGAAGCGAAGGACGCCACUGAAUUCUUGAAGAUAAUGGGAGAAUCUGUUGCUCAGAUGUUGGAUCCAUUUGGUAUUGAUGUUGACAUCGAUGUGGAACAUGGUGGCGUGCGACAGAAUUGCCCGGGCCGUCGAUGUGGUCCAGGGGGUAAUGGCAGAAGAGGCAAGGGCCAAGGCAAGCAAUGUGGUAAGGGUAAAAAGUGCAACAAAGAUGAAGAAACUUCGGAAGCCAGUAACAGCCAAGAGAAACCAAUGGACGCAGACACCAAGGAAACACCGGAAGGAAUGGAAACGGACAGCAGCAAGCCGCAAGGUUCUGAUAGUGAAUGGACUAUGGUGCAAGAUAACCCGAAAGGAGCUGAUGGUGACUAUGGGCAGUCUCAACAAGACCCAAGACAUGCUCAGGCACUGACUCAGAUGAAGGCAAUGGGGUUUGAUGAUGAAGGCGGCUGGUUGUCUCAACUGCUGAAGGCCAAGAAUUAUGACAUCGGACGUGUCUUGGAUGCUAUCAAGCUGGGCCAGCCACGCAUUGGCGGAGGCAACUACUAACCCGGCAGCAUUUUGUCCCACUUGUAAAGAGAUUGACUCUUGCAAAGGGCGUAUAAAGGGAAACAUCUUUGGCCGGACCGGAUGUUGUCACCCUUUCAACUUUGUUUUAGUAGAGAUAUUUAGUAUGUUGAGAUAGAUAUUGGCACUUUUAUCAAUAAUAACCAACUGUAUGCUAGAUUGGAUGUUAUAACUUUUGUGAAUUAUUCACAUUAUUAAGAUGAUUACUAUAAUACUGCAUUAUCAAAUUAAUGUUACUGAUUGGCCCCUAUGAUUAGUAUUAACUGAUUUUAUCAAAAAUAUAACAAAUAAUAAACAGAAGCAAUUACUACAAAUAAUAUAUCUUUAUAAUUAUUGAAACAAUUUUCCCAUUGCAAAAACUAUGGUUUUGAAACUAUAACUUACUUUUCUUUUAAAAUACAUAAAUAAACAAUAAUUAUGAAUUGUAAAUUGCAAUUGAAUUAUGUGAUGAAAUCAUUCACAAUAUAAACUAAAUUUGUCUUUAAAAAGUGUGAUUUUAUUUUUUAACUUAAACUAGAAUAUAAAUUAUUUGUUUAGAGAUGUAUUCUAUAAGGGAAUGAACAUAUCUACCCAAAUUUAAUUAGAUUUGCCAACUAUUUCACAUGUUUCAAUUGUCAUUCUAAUUUUUAAAUUUAUUUUAACAACUUAUGUUUAUAUUAUCAACCAAAAUUGGAAUAUAAAUCAUUUGUUCAUAAAUAUCUUCUAAAUUCAAUGAGUUUUAAUCUAUCGAAUGCAAUUACUGUACAUUUAUCAGAAACUGUUUCAUUAUUAUAUGGUGGUCCUUUUUGGUAUAAGUAUAAUCGCUAACAGUUUUAGUAUUGAAAGAAGAUAUGUUUGUCGAGCAGAAAGCACUGAAGAAUGUUGACACCAUUUGAGUUGUGUAGAGGACAAUAAUUCUUAAUCCGUUAUAGAUAAAAAAUAUCUACCAUGGUUUUAAAACUAUUAGUAAUAAUGCAUCUUUAUAAUUACAAAAGCAUCAGGUAACUUUGUGCUACACUAUCAUUAUGUAAAAUGAUUCAAUGAUUUCAUGUUUUUUGUAUACAGUGCCAAACUAAUCUAUCAAGAUUAUAUUUUUAAUCACAAUUACUAUUUUACUAUAUUUAAAGACAGAGCUUUUUAAAGAGAAUGUAUAACGGAGAAGAGCAAUAAAGAAUGUUCAUAUCAUAAUGUUA
Anneissia japonica is the source of this 2608-nucleotide messenger RNA. RefSeq names its product sequestosome-1-like. The transcript has 8 exons. The coding region runs from base 210 to 1418 and encodes 402 amino acids. NCBI's taxonomy places the organism in Eukaryota, Metazoa, Echinodermata, Crinoidea, Comatulida, Comatulidae. The record is from RefSeq and is a predicted model, not a curated record. Gene Ontology annotation, cellular component: amphisome; aggresome. Gene Ontology annotation, biological process: mitophagy; endosome organization; aggrephagy. Gene Ontology annotation, molecular function: K63-linked polyubiquitin modification-dependent protein binding; zinc ion binding; protein kinase C binding.